This is a messenger RNA of Colletotrichum truncatum, 1560 nucleotides long. RefSeq lists its product as uncharacterized. Lineage: Eukaryota; Fungi; Ascomycota; Sordariomycetes; Glomerellales; Glomerellaceae. The record is from RefSeq and is a predicted model, not a curated record.
AUGACUCGGUUCCAAUAUUUGGCCAGAGCCAUCACAUUGCUCGGCUUUGGCCGCCUGGCCAUGACGCAGAAUGGCACGACCAACCCGUGGCCUUGGCAAACCUACCGCUCCGAACCUACACUGCAACCACCCUCGCUUAAGGUCACCCAAACAGGAGAUAUCGCGGACGGCCAUUUGUUCUUUGAUCAGUCCGGCUCAGGUGCCCACAACUAUUCUAUGUUCAUUAUGAGUAAUGACAAUGAGCUCAUUUGGGAGGGUGCAUACGGCGACAUCUCCGCCUACCGGCCUCAAAUUCUGGAUGGUGAACCUGUCCUCACCUACUUCACCGGAAUCACUUUUCCGGAACCAUACGGCUUUGGCUAUGGCGCUGUCUUCAUUUUCGACCAGACAUAUAAGAACAUCAUUAACGUCACCUUGCCACAAGACAAAGACGGCUUGAACAUGCAAACGAUUACAGGCUGGGAUUCUUCUGGCCUCACAAAUGGAAGUUGGAUCGAUAUGCACGAGAACUUGAUUACAGCCGAGGGCACCAUGUUCAUCCCAGCCAUCAAUGUCACACAGACGGAUCUAACAUCUGUCGGUGGCCCGGCGAAUGGAUGGAUUGCUGACUCGAUGUUCUUCGAGGUGGACGUCAAGACAAGCGACAUUCUAUUCCAAUGGAGCCACUUGGAUCAUCUAGAUGAAAUCCCCUUGAUAGAUUCCGCCGCAGUCUAUCCGUUGGAUGGUUUGGGUCUUAACCAGUCGUACCCCUGGGGUCCGUUCCAUAUUAACUCUAUUGAGAGGUUUGCCGAUGGUGGUUUCCUGGUUUCAUCGCGGUACUAUUGCUCAAUUUUCAAAAUUGCCAGAAAUGGAUCUGUUGAAUGGACAUUGAACGGCCGCACUGGGGGCUCUUUUGCCCUUAAAAAUGGAUUAUCAUUUUGUUAUCAACACGAUGCUCGCAUUCACGGGGAGGGAAAUGGCACAGCGCUUAUUUCGCUCUUCAACAACGAUAACAGCGGCGUUGCCUCUGGUGUCAAUGAGACAUCGGGUAUCCUCCUUACUGUAAACACCGCCACCUGGGAAGCUAGUCUAAAGCAAGAAUUCAUCGACCCAAAUGAUACAAUUUUUGCGGUCUCGCAGGGCAAUAUGCAAGUCCUGAAUGACGGCACUGGCCAUGUCAUUGUUGGCUACGGAAGUACGCCAAAGAUCAAGGAGUUCAAUGCAGACGGAGAAUGCGUCUUCACAGCACAGUUUGGAGAGGACAAACUGGUUCAGAGCUACCGAAACUAUAGGUUUCCUUGGGUUGGCAAGCCUUACUACCCGCCAAAAGCGUUCGCGUGCGGUAAUGGUAACCAAACUGAGGUUUACAUGAGCUGGAACGGUGCGACAGAGCACAAGAAAUGGGCAGUGUUUGCAGGCGAUGACAAGAACGCGCUGAGUGAGAAAGUGGCAGUUGAAAAGUCCGGGUUUGAAACCAAGGCUACAUUCUCUGGAUUAGCUCAAUUCGUAAAGGUUGAGGCAACGGGCGAGGAUAUUCCCACUGGUACAAGUGAGGUUAUUGAGGUAGUUGGCAAGUGCUGA